UAACAUAUAAGAGAAGAACAGUCCAUUUUUGUUUUCAAGGCAUUUUCAAGGGAUUCGAGGUUUUUUUUUGUUAAUCGACAAAUUCAGCAGAUUUAAAGAAGGUCAUACGAUUUUUACCAAGGUUUUACCAUCUUUUUUUCACUUUCACAUACUUUCACGUUCUCAUUUUAUAUCCAUCGCAUCCAGCAACAGUACCUGCAUAUUUCUCUAUAAUUUUGUGUGCUCAUUUCGAAGAUAUAAUGGAGUCUCAAGCUGACAUGGACAAGCAGAUGUUGUGUCCUUACAACCUAUCCCACAACGUCAUGAGGCGUCGCAUGGAACAGCAUCUGGUGAAAUGCAGGAGGCAUUACAGGGAGGAGAGUGGCAAUUUAACCACCUGCGACUUCAAUGCUUGCCAUCGUGUACCUGUUGUCGAGUUACAAUUUCAUCACAGUAUGUGCCCAGAUCGAAAACAUAUUGAAAUUCAUGUAAUGACAGAAGCUGCGCCUCAAACAGCUCCGAUUGAAAUCACUCCUGCAGGGUUCGUUCCAAUCGACAACAGUUGGGAUGAUUCUAAUCUCCAAUCAUACGAUCCGGUGCAGUACUGCAAUGACCACGCAGUCAUUAGACGUCUGGACACCGGUUCUGCUGCGCAGAAACGGGAAUUUCGGGAUGCAGAGAGACAGAGGAUUUCGAAUCUCGCACAGCAACAAGCUAGGCCCAAUGGGGCAGCUCUGUGCCCGGCUGUCAGACAGGGACAUCAGCAGGCUCAAAAGAUAUCUUUGCCUCCUACGCCUAGAUAUAGGGCUGUGGACAUGGAAGCGGCUCCGGAACAGAUAAACAGGAUGAUUUCUAACUUGCAAACCAUCCCCAAAGCUGCGGUAAUCCCCAAAAAAUAAUCGCCCAGUACGUGUAUAGUAAAAUUGUUGUUCUGAAAUUAUCGUUUUUUAGUUUUUAAGUUGACUUAGACUAUUACAAAAAGAGUCAAUAUCCAGUUUUUUAUCUUCAUGUUUUAUUUUUGAGUAAUUAGUUUUCAGAGUGAAAAUCUCUGAUAUUAUGUAGAAUUUUUUUGGAAUGUGUAUAAAGAUAAACAUAAUUUGCGAACAUUAGAUUUAAAAAAAAUAGCAUUAAUCUUGAUGAGUGAUAUAGAAAAAAAAUUAUUAGAGAGCAUUAUUAUGGCCUCAAGUUAUAUUUUUAUAUAAAAAAAUUAUGGUUAACUUUAUCUUACACUUUAACGUUUAGGGUAUAUGAGCAAACAAUAUUUUACUUAAUUUUUACUAGUAGAGAGAUUACUUAAUUUUAAAUUUGACUUCAUUUAUAUUAUUAUAUAUUAUGUUAUAUAACCCGUUUAAUUUUAAACUUUCAUAUUAUGUUUCUUGACCCAAUUGGUGUUUUAUGUGUUAAGCAACUUCUUUGCUCGAAAUGUAGUACCCAUAUAUAAGCAAACUUAACCCAAAUAUAUAUUAUAUUGUAAUAAAAA
Messenger RNA from Sitophilus oryzae (rice weevil), 1459 nucleotides. RefSeq names its product gametocyte-specific factor 1 homolog. The record is from RefSeq and is a predicted model, not a curated record. Bases 240 to 878 code for a protein of 212 amino acids. NCBI's taxonomy places the organism in Eukaryota, Metazoa, Arthropoda, Insecta, Coleoptera, Curculionidae. The transcript has 5 exons.